AUGUCACACCACGCACAGACAUACCACGACAAAUAUGUUAUCGUUUACAACUAUAAGGAUGUCGACAUAGACGUCGCGAGCAAGGAAAUCACGGUCCUCACGCAGGAUCUCGAAUCUGUUGGUCUUCAGACCGAGAUCAGGCCCGGUCGUGACCAGACUCUGCUGGUUUUCGUCAAAGCCCCACGUAGCAUUCUGGGACGCUACGUCUAUGACUCGCGGCUGAAGGACUGGCUGUACGGCGUCAUCCAGACGCACCCCGGCGGGGCCAAGGAUGCUGUCGUCGACGGAGCAUUCGAAGCCGAGGAUAUCCUCUCAGUCUACCACCUGGUCAAUUGGCCCAAGUCGAGCGGCGGCGCAGGCAUCACUCCCGGAUGGGGCCAGUGGGAAAACGUUGACAGCAUCUUCCCGCUGCACAACGAGCCAGCCAACCUGGCUCUGUUGAGAAAACUGAGCGGCCGCUUCUUCCUGACCUAUGAUGACCUGGACGACAUCCGGAACCUCUUCGGAACCAAGGUCGCCUUUUACUUCGCAUUCAUCCAGACCUAUCUCGUCUUCCUCACGUUCCCCGCCGUUACGGGGCUCCUCGCAUGGAAGUUCCUGCCUCCUUACUCGCCCACGUACGCCAUCCUCACCACUGUCUGGUGUACCAUCUUCUUGGAGUAUUGGAAGAUUCAGCAGGUCGACCUCAGCAUCCGAUGGGACGUCAAGGGCGUUGGCGUCGUCAAAGUCACCCGGCCCCAAUUCCGGUGGGAGAAGGUCGUUGUGGACAGCACCGGCAGGAAGAAGCAUUACUUUCCAAAAUGGAAGCUUGUCUUGCGCCAGCUGCUGCAGAUUCCCUUCAUGGCCGUCGCCACCCUCGCCCUUGGUGUCAUCAUACUUGCUGUGUUUGCUCUCGAGACAUUGAUUUCGGAUGGCUACAACGGCCCGUACAAGGACAUGAUGGAGUACGUGCCUACCAUCUUGCUCGGCAUCGCCCUGCCCCAGCUCAACAAUCGCCUCGAGGCCAUCGCCACCUUCCUCACCGACUUUGAGAACCACCGUACGGCAGACAACUACGACAUGUCUCGCACACAAAAGCUCUUCUUCCUCCAGAUCAUCACAAACUACCUGCCCAUUUUCAUCACCGCGUUCCUCUACGUUCCCUUUGGCGAGCAAAUCGUCCCCCGACUCGCGUCCUUGGCCAGGAAUCUCGGCGGCUCCCGUGUGUCGAGGUAUCUUGGGCAGGCAACUACGCAGCAGAUCGAUAGCGACAGGCUACGCACCGAAAUUAUCACUCUCGCCUUGACUGGCCAGCUCUCGUCGUUUUUUGAGGAGAACUUGCUGCCCGUUCUCAAGCGCAGGCUCUUGGAGUGGUAUCGGGCUAGCAGGACCGGGCACUCGGCAUUCUCUUCGAUCACCAACGACAACCCGACCGAGAUGGGGAUCCUCGAAAGCGCCCGACGACAAGCGAAGCUCGAACCGUACAAUGUGCAAGACGACAUAGCCGAGAUCGUCCUCCAGUUCGGGUUCCUGGCUCUCUUUUCGCCCGUUUGGCCGCUCAUCUCCAUCGGCUUUGUUGUCAACAAUGUCAUUGAGCUGCGUACCGACUUCAUCAAGAUGACUCGCCAACACCAGCGCCCAGCCCCUGUUCGAACGGAUGGCAUUGGUCCCUGGAUUGUCUCGCUCGACAUCAUUGCAUGGGCCGGGAGCAUCUCGACGGGUGCCAUCGUCCAUCUCUACAGCCCCAACCCCAUCGCCGGCGGGGCGUGGUGGGCUCUCCCCAUCACCAUCCUCAUCAGCGAGCACAUCUUCCUGAUGCUCCGCGCCUUGACACAUUUUAUCCUCGACCGCAUCGGCUCAGAACACAUCCGCAAGCAGAGGAACCAGCGGUACCUCUCGCGCGUCAAGCACUUGGAGGAGAUGGAGGCCAACCGCCGCGCAACCUUCUUGGAGACGCCGGCUGAGAGAGAGCGAAACAAAUCCAUCCGGGCGACGAGCAGCGAUGCCUUCUUCGCCACCCAAGUCGAAGAGGGCGCCAGUGCUCAAGCCGGCAUCAGCUUCAUGCACGCCUUCAGAAAGGCCAAGGACUCGGAAUCGAUGAGCCAGCAAUCCAAACAGGAUUGA
Messenger RNA from Canariomyces notabilis, 2103 nucleotides. RefSeq names its product DUF590-domain-containing protein. Gene Ontology annotation, cellular component: cortical endoplasmic reticulum. The record is from RefSeq and is a predicted model, not a curated record. Bases 1 to 2103 code for a protein of 700 amino acids. Lineage: Eukaryota; Fungi; Ascomycota; Sordariomycetes; Sordariales; Chaetomiaceae. Gene Ontology annotation, biological process: chloride transmembrane transport. The transcript is spliced from 5 exons. Gene Ontology annotation, molecular function: chloride channel activity.